Sodiomyces alkalinus F11 is the source of this 3064-nucleotide messenger RNA. RefSeq lists its product as hypothetical. Lineage: Eukaryota; Fungi; Ascomycota; Sordariomycetes; Glomerellales; Plectosphaerellaceae. The transcript is spliced from 2 exons. The record is from RefSeq and is a predicted model, not a curated record. Bases 461 to 2614 code for a protein of 717 amino acids.
GUCGAACAUAGCUACCUUUCUCUUAAAUCUCGCGAUUAAUUCAUUCCCUUUCUUCAUUUAUUAGGUAUAUCCAAACAACUAACGCGUCUACAUGAUUCCUCCCCUUUCCUCAUCCUUGGAUCACCGGCAGCCCCACCUCUUUAGCUGGUCGGUGGCAGGGAUCCCUGUCUCACCUGCAAACCGCCUGUAAAUCGCUGGCACAACUCCACCUCGUCGAGUCGCGCGAGUCGUGAUCAGGAAACCCCAACCACAGACGAGCCUUGUGUGAAAGAAAAUCUUCACACCGACACGAAAACCACCCUACGUCGAACCGAGCUCGACCCGCUUGCGAUAUAUUCCGGUCCGAGUCCGGCCACGUUUUUUCGUUUUCGCGCGAGACAGCAUGGUGCACCACACGAAGCCCCCUUUUCCCUCGUCGUGUCGAUAACACACACACACACACACACACACACGUCCCGCCAUGGCCAUACCUCGUCCUCGCGGCCAUGCAUUGGCAGACCUCAUUCCGCCAGCGGUCGCCAGCAACCCUCUUCUCCCACCGCCUCCUCUCCGAUGCUGCUGCGGACACGACGAGUGCGUCUUUCUCAGCCAUAACCAAUCCGUCCUCGACAGCGUUGAAAGAGAUGUUCAUACUGCCGCUAAACUUGGUCAGGCGCUCCUCGCCCGGCACGAGGCCUAUAUGGCCGAUGCCGAGCGCGACCACCAAGACCUCACUGCCCGGAUCGAGCAGCUCGAGAUGGAUAAACGAGAACUGCAGGCCGAAAACACGCGUACUGCCGAGGAGAACCGCGUCUUGCUGGAUCAGUUGGAGGCUCUGAAUACCACGAUUCACCACGCCGAUGUUCGCAUCCAGACCCUCGAAGCCACGUUGCUAUCUUCCCAACAGGCUGUUCGCCGGCUCGAAGGCGCCGCUGCUCGUGCAGAGGCACUGGAGCGUCAUGUCGCUUUGCUCGAGAGGGAACAGGCGCAACUGCAGAAUAAUCUGAUCGCCACGGAAUCCGAAGCCCGGUCGACCAUGCAGCGCUGGAAAAGGGCAGAGCGAGGCAUCACCGAACUGCAAGGCCAACUGGAACGCAUGGAAAAGGAAGCCAGGGAUGAAAGGGAACGCCACGUCGAGGCUAUGAGUCGCAUGGAGCGCCAACGUCAGAGGGAGGUUGAACUCAAUACCGCUGCUGGCCGACUCAAAGGUGCUGCCGCCGCCAAGGCCCUCGACAAGGGUAACAAUGGUGGCAGCGUCGUGUCGCACUUCCUUAGGGACCUGCUCCAAGAUAACGCGAAUCUGCAGCUGGGCAUGGCCGAGCUGCGUGAGAUGCUGAACAACUCCAACGACGAGAUCCAGGCACUGCGCUACCAGCUCAUGCACCACCAACCUGUUGCUGAAGAAGACAUCAUGUCCAGCACCGUAUCAACCCUUCGCGCCGAACUCCAACCAUCACAGCAGCAUGAUAACUACUAUGAUGGGAUGCCCACGACAAGACUUUCACAAGAGUUCCAUAUCCAUCACCACUACCAUGUGUCUCAGAAAGCCGAGCCCCGGAGGCCCAGAAGGAGACGUGGACAUGUCACAUCCAGCGCAUUCAGUCUCCCUGGAUCAUCAGCUCCCUCAGUCGUAUCGCAUUCCCACCGCGAUUCAGCCUCCACAUUUCCACGGCCGCCAUCCAACAGGUGGUCACUUUUUUCCGAUCCGCCGUCUGAUAUGACAGCUUCCUCGGUGCCGAGCUCACCACCCUCAGCGCAUGGGUACUCGGUGUUUGACAGAGUCCCAGACACCGACGUCCCCAGCUCCCCGACAACCAGCAUUGAUCCCAUGUCGCCGACUUUCGUCAGGACAGGCCAUGUCAAGCGUCCGUCUGAAGCGUCAAACAGGAGCGUGUCGUUGCCGAGCCACUUGAUUCCUGCGCCUCAGCUUCCGUCGCUGCAUUCCUGCCUCCAACCAGCAACACCCGAGCCCAUCGCGGAGGAAAAUCACGAGGAUGAAACAGACCCCGAUAUAGCACAAAUUCCAACACCACCAGCGAACGAGUCGCAGUCGGAAGAACAGGCAUUACCGCUACCAGACCUUGACGAUUCAUCAACGCCGCGUCUCCGUCGCGUCUACUCCCACGAAUCCAUCAUGUCCCUCACUGGCGGUCUGGACAUUCACACCCUCAGAUCUCGGCCGAGCCAGCUCACCCUACGCCCCCUGGGUGGUGCGGAGGUCGUCUUCACGGGCGUCACCGCAUCGUCCACCAUAUCCCGGGUAACCACGAAGCGAAGUGCAAGUGUGCUCCGCGAUAGCCUCGCCGCACUCCCUGCAGCCUCGACGCCUGCCAGGAGCUUAUCUCCGUCAAGCGCAACGGAUGAUUCCUCGGGCAAGCUGGGACGCUGGGUCAGCUGGCGGCCAUGGCGGGGCGGCGGCAGUCCAAGCAACACGGAUGGUACUGUUUCCUCGACCAAAAAGCCGGACAAGGAGAGCGGCGUAUUGCAGCGUGUCCCGGGAAUCAACCAGCCCGGUGCUAUCCCUGGUUUGCAAGAAUAUCUGGCCUCUCACCAAUACCCUGUUCCAAGCAAGGUGCUGCCAGACAUGGUGGAUAUUGACGCAUUGCGCGAAAGUCUAGAAGAAUCAAAGGGAUGACAGACAGGUCGGAACUGACACUCGAGAAGCAACCGUUCGGCUCCAUAUUAUCCCCCCUUUUAUUUAUUUUCUUUAUUCAUUUUCUUUGUCUUAUUUUUCUAUUAUCAUCUUAUUCUAUUUUGGAUUUCACGCUUUGUUCUGGCGUUUGGGGGGUGUCGGGAAGGAUAUCUUGGGAGGCCUCGAGAUCUGGAGAUACCCUUUACUGUUCGUUGCAAUUUUUUUUCUUUUUUUCUUCUUUUUUUUACAAUGCAUGCAUUUGCCUCAUUGGAGCGAGUUGGUUGUCAAACUUGUCUUUUCAGCAUUCCACCAAUUUGGCAUUUUUCGUCUGGUCAUCGGCAUGGGAUAUUCAUUCUCUUCAUAUCACUGCAGCAAUUUACGACAUGAAUACAUAUCGCACAAUUUUGUUAUCUCUUACAGCAUACCAUCAUGGCAUGGCGGAUCGUUUUCUUC